Messenger RNA from Naegleria gruberi, 2016 nucleotides. RefSeq lists its product as uncharacterized. The transcript has 3 exons. The coding region runs from base 1 to 2016 and encodes 671 amino acids. The record is from RefSeq and is a predicted model, not a curated record. NCBI's taxonomy places the organism in Eukaryota, Heterolobosea, Eutetramitea, Acrasida, Naegleriidae.
AUGCAACACAACACCUUCUUCUACGAUCCACAAGGAAGCGGCGGCGGGAACAAUCAACCACCUCAACAACAACAUGCUCAAUCUUUCAAUCAUCAUCAUUCUCAUCCCUCUCAUCAAUACAAUCCAUACGAUCCUAAUAAUCAAAUAUUAUCUUUUCCUCCUCCUCCGAAUCAACCUUGGUCAGCCAAUCAAUCAGAAAUUAAUUAUUCAUCAUCAAAUUCUGGUGGUGGUGGUGGUGCUGCUAAUGGAAAUAUGAAUGAUUUUUCUGGUGGUGCUACAACAACAACAGGUUCUCUUUUUGAUGGAGUGAAGAGUUUUUUCAGUGGAUUAUUGACUCAGAAUGAUUUUACUCAAGUAAAACAUGAUGAUAAUGAUGAUGAUAUUGAUUCGGAUGAAGAAUCGGAUGAAGAUCCAGAACAACAGGUUAAACAAUUGUAUGGUGUAAAUAUUAAAAAAGAAAGUUUGGAAAAGAGUAAGAAACAAUCGACUUCAUCAACUCAACUUGAUGAACAGGAGGAAGAUGAAGUGCCAAUGGCCAUUUCGAGAAUAGUUUCAACGAAUGGGAAAGGACAGACUUUGACUCUGAACAAGGAUUUUGAUAUUUCGAAAUGCACAAAACUAGCAGUAAAACUGAGAUAUGAAAAGACAGCUGUUGAAAAGGAGAUGGAAAAUGAAAGAGCUUGGUCAGUGCUGAGACAUACUAGAACAGCACAAGAAGAAGAUUCGGCUAAUAAUCAUAGAAUGAAGACGAAACAAAAGUUUUUCGAUAAUGAUGAUUAUGGUUUCUAUGAUGAAUUAGCGAGAGAGGAUUCAAUUUCUAGAGAAGUGAAAGAGUCAGCAAAAUCACACACAACAAAGGAGGAAACCAUUGAAGUGGAUGUGCCAUACACAAUGUAUGCAGUGGCAUAUUCUAGUUUUGGAGCUCCAAUUUGUUAUUUUGCCUCCGAUCAAAGUAAUGGACCAAGAACAUUUCACAGUAUUGCUUCCAUUCCCAAGCAUGAAAAGACCCUGAAGAAGAAAGGAUUAAAAUUGGAUGAAAUUUCUGCAUUCGAAAGUAUUUCAUUCCUAGAUACACGAACAAAGGAUGCAGAGGAAAAACCAACUGAUAACACAUCAAAUGAUGGAUCAGGAGAUGAACAAUCGACGACUUCAUCAAAGAAGGCAACAGUUCAGGAGGAAAUUGCAUUGUUAAAUUUGAAAAAAGGAAAACAGGACAAGUAUCAAACCCUCACCGAUGAAAGAUUCCACUAUGUAAUUUUCUUUGUUGAAUUCACAUCACCUGAAUUCUUCCUCAAGCAACAAAUUCAAAAGAGAAAGGGAGAAACUAAAAUCAUCAAGAGAGUGCCCUUCUCAAACAAAAUGACAUUGAGUAUUUUGGAUUUGACAUAUGGAGAAGAUAAUGCAAAGGAAUUGUGUAGAUUUAAUACAAUUGUAAAUAAUAGAAAGAACAAUUUUGGGAGACAAAUCGUGGGAGGAAUUCAUUACAAACCAAAGCUGGGAUGGAAAUUUAGAUCGAGCAAUGAAUUUCAACCUCUUCCACCAAAGAAACUAAUUGUAAAAUUGGAAAGUGUGGAAGAUAUUCCAUUCUUAUCGGAUGUGUAUAUUUCUCUAUGGUUUAACGACGACAAGUGUAAAACUAAGGUUAUUAAGAGUAAGAACCCUAAAUUUAACGAGAUUUUCGAAUAUGAUAUUACUGGUCCAGAUGCCAAUCCAGAUGUUUGCUAUGCUAUCAUGUUCGAUCAAAUUAAAAUCCUUCUCAAAGAAAAGAAGGCAUUUCAAAAGGAGGAAAAGAGAUUGAUUGGUGAAGUCAUUCUGCCGCCACUGCCCCAAAUCUUUUCAGGAAAUAACUAUGUAUUUGCCUAUACUUUACCACCUCUAGCUAAUAAUACAAGUGAGAAGGAUCGAGUGGAAAGAAAGAAGGGACCAAUUCUCUACUUUUCCUCAGAGUACGGUUUACAAAAUCAAGGUAUAAUUGGAACAUCAAGAGCCAAGAUUGCUAUCUUUUUAUCUUGGUAA